Coccomyxa subellipsoidea C-169 is the source of this 897-nucleotide messenger RNA. RefSeq lists its product as hypothetical. Gene Ontology annotation, cellular component: peroxisomal membrane. Gene Ontology annotation, biological process: protein import into peroxisome matrix. Gene Ontology annotation, molecular function: zinc ion binding. The record is from RefSeq and is a predicted model, not a curated record. Bases 1 to 897 code for a protein of 298 amino acids. The transcript is spliced from 6 exons. NCBI's taxonomy places the organism in Eukaryota, Viridiplantae, Chlorophyta, Trebouxiophyceae, Coccomyxaceae.
AUGCGUGCAAGCCAGCUGGAUGCCGCACGGCUGGACAGCGAGCUCACUGCCAUGUUGAGAGAGCAAUUCAUGCGCAUCUUCUCCCUCUGUCAGCCGAGACUGAUAACAGCGUUGCAGCCGGAGCUGACACUGUUUCUGGAUAUUCUGAUAUUUCGCUUUACAGUAUGGUCUGGCAGACCAACUCCCGGGAGCGCCCUCAUGAACCUGCGGUACAGGAAUGAGAGGCAAGCAAGCAGCCCUGCACAGCCUGGCCGCUCAGGGCUGGAAGGUGCAGGGCUGAAUCGCAUGCAGAGGACAACGUAUGGUCUGGGAGUAGUGGUUCUGCGAUACAUCUGGGCCAGGACAGAUCAGCUGGCGGCCACACAACAUUGGGGUGAUCAGCCACGAGGGUCAUGGGGCCGCCUCAUGUGGCGGAGCAUGCGCUGGGCUGAGAGUGCCUUCAAGCUGGCCUCACUGCUUAAUUUCCUCCUGUUCCUGCGCUAUGGGAGGUACAGGAGCGUGCUUGAGCGCCUGCUGGGAGCGCGGUUGGUGUACUCCAAGGGCUCCAUGGCGCGUGCCCUGUCCUUCGAGUACCUCAACCGCCAAUUAGUGUGGCAUGAGCUGUCAGAGCUGCUGUUGUUCCUGCUGCCACUGAUCAAUGUGGGAAGGAUCAAAGCGCUUGUCAUAUACUUUCUAAUUGCAGAUGGUUCAUCAGGCAGCGAUAGCCGCCAGCUGUGCGCCAUCUGCGGAGCCUCAGAGAUCCAUGUGCCAUAUAGUGCGGUGCCGUGUGGACACAGAUUCUGCUACUACUGCCUGCGCGCCCGCACUCAGUCUGAUCCUAGCUACAAAUGCCCGCAGUGUGGAGCAGGGAUAUCAGCAAUGCGACGAUGGCGACCAGGCCUUGCCAGCAUUCCAUAA